Molecule: messenger RNA, 1044 nt
Organism: Phytophthora infestans T30-4
Lineage: Eukaryota; Oomycota; Peronosporomycetes; Peronosporales; Peronosporaceae
Exons: 3
Coding region: 1-1044 (347 amino acids)
Source: RefSeq, a predicted model, not a curated record
AUGCCGACAGAUAUGGGGGAAAUUACAAAAGAAGAGCCAAAGAAAGGAGGCUUUUGGGACACUGUGCGUUGCUGCCACACGAUCAAGAUUGAGCUCACUCCGCGGCAACUCUUGGACAUAAAUGGCGAGUUUGAUGGUAACAAGGCUGUCAUCAAUAUGUUUGGUGGAAUUUACACUUACUUUGACGACAAUCUUGGCCUCAGACCCGAAUUUCUCGCCUUCUCGUCUCCCCACGGUGACCACAGAAUUGUUUUGAAGAAUUUGACGGAUGAAGUUGGUCCGCUGUUCAUCAUGAUCGAUGAGAUUGGGAUGGCGUUUAACCACAUCAAACUCACUGACAAAGUGGACCAGAGUAAACGCUUUGUGGCGUUUCGCUACCAUGUUGUGGCUUCGUUGUUUUCGAAUGGAGAUUUUUUCUUCCUAAUUGGUGGCCGCGCCUCAUCUCUAAACUAUCUUUCAACGGUGGAAUCGCGAUUCCAGUCGAGUAAUUUAGUUUUUAAGCACCUCGACCUCCGGCUCCUGCGAUCCUCCGCAAUUCAAAAUUCAUCAGAGACAGACGUGGACGAGGAGAAAGCUACGACACUCAUGGAUCACUAUGCACUGGAUGAUUCUCAGUUGGAAACAGUUAGUAAACAUCUUUGCCGAGCGACGUUUGUGUUGGAAUCUUCAAAGUCAACCCAGACGUUUCACCAGAACGAGGCGUUGAAAUUGUCUAAGCCGCUGCCGGACUCAGGUCGUAACGCUCUCGCCAUCGGAAGCGAGGGGACCAAGAGCUCUCUGGCGUUGCCGGAGAUCGACAGCAGUGCGAGUGGACGAAGCAAGCGUGAAGAACUGGAAAUCUACAAGAACGAAGGAGAGCUCAAUGCAUUUGCAGAUUGCAGAACGAUGACGUCAGACGGAAAGGAAGACGCAUCGUUCCUACAUGAAAUUCCCCGCGCGUUUCUGGAGUUGCAAAAGGAUCUGAGCCCAAGUGCCGCACGCUACCAAUUAGAAGACGUCGACGAUGUCGGUCGCGUGACGGCUCGACUUCACGGACCUCGAUAG